Messenger RNA from Indicator indicator, 1041 nucleotides. It is a transcript of the gene CD200, whose product is annotated as CD200 molecule. NCBI's taxonomy places the organism in Eukaryota, Metazoa, Chordata, Aves, Piciformes, Indicatoridae. Gene Ontology annotation, molecular function: cell-cell adhesion mediator activity. The record is from RefSeq and is a predicted model, not a curated record. The transcript has 7 exons.
CAGUUUUUUUCCUUCAAAAUGACUUUCCAAGCUCUGGUUUUGUGUCUGGCUUGUGCUGGGCUUGGAAAGGCAAAUGUGGUUCCUCAGGCUGAACACAGAAAAGUGAAGAUGGGCAACAACGUGACUCUCAGCUGUGCUCUGACAGAACCCAGGGAUGUUGUGCAAGUGACAUGGCAAAAGGGCUCUGAAAAUUCACACAGUAAUAUAGCUACAUACAGUAACAAAAAAGGAUUAAAUAUUCACAAACCUUAUCAAGACCGAAUGAAUGUCACGAGUCUGGUACUCAAUGAGACAAGCAUCACUUUUUGGGACACUAGGAUGGAUGAUUCAGGAUGUUACACGUGUCUCUUCAAUACUUUCCCUUUUGGCUCCUUGUCAGGACAUACCUGCCUGAGUGUCUUUGGUCUCAAUGCGUCUGUCCAUUACAACAUAUCUGAGGAUCAUUUGGUAGCCGUCUGUACUGCUGUUGGCCUCCCAGAGCCCACUAUCAUGUGGAACAACUUGUUCAAUUCUACUCCUACACAGGAGAGAGUCAAGUACACCAAUGGAAUGGUAUCUGUCACUAGUAAAUUGGAGAUCAAUACUCAGAGCAUCAUUGUGAAGGACUUGACAUGCAGAGUAAGCAACAUGAAUGAAAAGAUUGAAUUGCCUGUGGAAAUGAGAGGAGAAGAGGGAUCCUCAUUGCAUUGGCUGAUGAUUCCUGGGGGGAUUUUAAUUGUCAUAACAGUUCUGAUUCUGAUCACACUGUGCUGGAGGAAGAAGAUAUGCAGGAAAGGUUGAAAUGAUCUGGGAGAAGAAGUGGCAGAGGAGGAAGGAGUGGGAGGUGUAUGGAUGAAGUCAGAUCUCCUGGGGUAUGGCUGCAGUUUUUGUCUGGAAAGGAUUGUAGAGUAUUUCCAUUCCAUCUAUGAGACCAUUACAGCCCAUGAAGUCAACACUACAAGCAUCUGCAGGGGUGGAGUGGAUUCCCUGACCGAAGGAUCAGCUCAGCAGGGCCAGGUCCUUUUGGUGGUCGGCCCUCACGACCACGGGCGGUUCCCAUAG